Molecule: messenger RNA, 4564 nt
Organism: Macrobrachium nipponense
Lineage: Eukaryota; Metazoa; Arthropoda; Malacostraca; Decapoda; Palaemonidae
Gene: Cc2d2a
Product: coiled-coil and C2 domain-containing protein 2A-like
Exons: 27
Coding region: 1-4518 (1505 amino acids)
Biological process (GO): non-motile cilium assembly; protein localization to ciliary transition zone
Cellular component (GO): ciliary transition zone
Source: RefSeq, a predicted model, not a curated record
AUGACUUCUUCUGCUUUUGAUGGACGUUGCCCUGUUGGAUCUUCUUCAGUGCUUGCUGCUUCACGCAGUAAAGAGCGUGCUUCUAAGCAUGUUGCCCCACGAGCUCUUAAGACCUCUUGUCAUUCUGCUGCGCUGCAGACUUCUCGUUUGGAUGCCCAACGUGAUGUGAGUAUAGCAGCAUAUGCUGCUGCACUCCAUUUGAUGUAUAUCAAUAAACUUUUUGAAUUUGAAUUAGUAAGGGUGAUUCCAAAAGAUGAAAAGGAAAUUUCUGAAGCCAGGACAGAUGUUCCUGAAACUAGCCUUGCAGAUAGAAAACGGCCUGGAAGACUUCGGAAAAAGCUGAGCACCCGUCCCACUACCCGAUUUGAUGAGGCUAAGGUUUCAUCUAAAAUAGAGAGUCAAGAGUUUUUCACUCAGAUUUGGCCCAAAGAUCAACCUAGAACGUCACCUAUAAGAGAAAGCAAGAAAAAAGCACCAAAAACCCCUCCAGCAGGUGAGGAAACAGAGAAACUGUCACUAGUAGCUCCUUCGUCGUACUUAGCAUCCCAGGUUGUCCCAGCAGAGUACAUCCCAGAAUACGAACAUCUUGUCAUGGAAAACCUAUUUAUUCCUUCCAUGCUGCCAAGUGAUAGUCGAAGUAAAGUUGACGCAGAGGAGCUGAGGGAUUUAGAAGACGAAGGGCUCUUCGUUGGAGAGAAGCCUUACGUGUCUCAGACAAACCAGCACAUCAUCGAAAACCGAUUGCUCCGUCAAAAAAACAAGAGAUGGUUUUUAGAGACAGGAUUCUUAGAUAGGAUGGAUGAUCCCAUCAAUGACAAAAUCUUUCAUCACCUUCCAACUGACGGAGAUGUUGAUUUGGAGCCUCUGACAGCAUUUGUUGAGCCCAAGUUUGGAGAGGAGCUACAACUUAUUAACCAAGAAGAUGGGGGAAUGUUAGAUUUGGAAAUCCACCAACUGACAUUUGUCCACCAUCCUCUUUUCUCGCCUGAGCAUGUGUUGGGUGCCCAGCUUAAGGAAUACUACAAGACGUACUCUGAGAGAGCAGUUCUCAACGUCACAAAAAUGCUUAAAGAAAAACUUACGGUUGUACGGGAAGCCUUUGCCAAGAUCGAGCAUUCAGACGUCAGAGGGAAGCACCAUCCCAGGUCUGUUCGGGACGAGAUGGACAUCACUCAGAGACGCAGCAUUUACCAGAAAGAAAUUCGUGAUUGUCGAGAGGACUACAACGUGGAAGCCGAAAGGGACCGAAUCCUUUUGAUGGAUAUCCUGAAAGUUUGGAAGAACAUUAAAGAUUUGAGGAAGAAGAAUAAAUACCACAGCACACCCUUGAAGUUGAUUAUUAAGAAAGAGGAAGUGAACAGAGGAGAGGAGGAGGAACAACGGAAGGAAGAACUGAGGCAGGACAUGGCAGAAAUAUUGAGGGAGCACGAGAUCGCCUUUGAAAAGGACAUGAAGAAGUACAAGCAAGACUUGGCUGAGUGGAAGGCAGCUUAUAAGAAAAAGAGAGAGGCUAAGAAGCGUCAGCAGAGGAGGAAGGAGAUGGGCAUAGGGGAGGAAUUGGAGGAUUCUGCCCUCCAUGCUGCUCAGGAUGAAGUGUUACUGGCUACUCCGGACGAAGAAAAGCCAUUCCCUCCAGAACCAAUAGAUAAACGCAAGAUAGAGCUGGAAGUUUUGGAUGUUUUUUCACGUACGAGGAAACCUCCGGGGGAGCCUAACAUCCUGCUGGAACUGUCAGAAUCGACUCCAAUAACCAAAGACAGCAGUUGUCCCGAUGGAGAAAAGCGCCGUCGACAGAUGGUGUCAAAAACUCGUUUAUCUGUCAAGGUGUUGAUUAACAGAAAGCUGGUAACCCAGACACCUUUAAUAACAAUUGGAAAUGACUUCACUCUUCACAUCAACCAGUCGUACCGAAUGGGGCUGUCGUCGUUCCCUCAGGGCUUAUCCUUGGAAAUCGGGGAAGGCUCUGGUCUUAGGGAAAGUCAGGUUGCAGAGGUUUCUCUUCCCAUACCAAGCAAAUCCAGCUUUUACUGCAGCGACCAGUUUUCAACAAUUGAUUUUCUUGGCAACCAACAAGUCAGUUGUAGCCAUACAGGCACCGGGUGUGGUCAGCAGAAUUCAGAGUAUGGUUCAUCUUUUACCAAGGGUUCAGUUUGGUAUCAUUUGAGCUGGAAGAGUGAGGAUGAAGCAGACACAGUUCUUCCUACAAGUCAGUCUUUGCAGCCAGUUGAACCUCAUCCAACUUCAGUGGGUACUGACCACAAAAGGCCUCACACUAGAGAAGAUGAUUACAGUCACAUUGAUCCCAAUGACCCAGGAAACUGCGAACUUCUAGCCCACCUACAGAAAUCUUCUGGUGGAAUGGUGAAAUCUGGCAAUUACUUUGAGCUGGAGAGCUGUGAGGGGGAUUUUUAUUCUGACAUAGAACUGGAUACAAAUGUCCGCUUUAGAGUUCUUCAGCUGCGAGACAAAGAGGAACCUGCUUUCAAGAAUCUCCGCCUUGUCCCUCCAUAUGAAUCCCAGAUUCUUCGUAAGAGCUUAGAGGCUUAUGAAGAACAGAGCAUUGUGGGAAGUGGACCAGUGGAAUCGGCAGCGCCAGAAUCCCACUUGUGGGGCAUUGAUCGCCGCUGGGAGAAUGUGGAGAAGCUGUUAGCCUCUUUGCGAAGGCACAUGCAACAGCGGUACAUGCAGGCCAAUCUGGCGUUCAAGCUGGAGGACUUGGUUCAGGAGGAAAGGAUACCAGACAUUGGGACAAUUGGAACUUCCUUACUAUCAAUUUUCAAAGCCCGACGGCCACUAAGACCUGAAAGGAAGAAGAGGGACCAGGUGCGAGGGACUGCACUAGGAGACCAGAAUGUCCGCCUUAUUGUGCACAUAGCACAGGCAUUCCAUGUUCCCAUUCGGCAUGAAUCUGCAGGUUCUACCUCAGAAGUCGUACAGGGAAGCAGCUCAGUCCGCCCUUUCAUCGAAGCAACCUUCCAGCGGACAAUUCUGCACACUAGCGUUGCUGAAGGUCCAAACCCUACUUGGAAUCAGCAGCUGUCCUUUCCAUUCAAAGCCCCAAAUGACAACUUUUCGCCGUCCAGUUUGCAAACAGUUACUGACAACAUAUACUUUCACCUCUACGAUGAGGUCAUCCACGACAUGCUAGAGGAUGACCGUCUGCGGGAGUCCACGGUCCACCACCGCAUAGAGAGGCGGUGGUUGGGCUCACUCAAGAUUCCUUUCUCUACCAUUUAUGCUAAUUCCAAAAUUGAAGGAACUUUUUCCCUAGAGGAACCAGUGGUGCUCCUUGGCUACAUUCGUGAGUCUGUCUCAUCAGGAAGCCCCACGAGGUUUAUGCAGAAUGGGGAGCCCAAUAAAUCUGGAACGCAUCUCACCAUUUAUUUGACUUUGGAGCCGACUUUACCCCCUCCUGAGCCUUUCAAGGCUCAGUUCGAGAGCAGUGAACCUGAAGAUGUCAUAUUGGCCAGCAGAGAGUGGGAGUCCAGUCUGUCCUCCAAGUACUCCCAGCGCCUUUUUAGAACGCACGUCCUGGACCUCUCGGGGAAGUUAGUGUCCAUGAAUCGCUUCAUUCGGCCACUGAAGCCCCCGGCGGAGUUGAUCAGUGACAACGCUUCUGAAACUCUGCAGAGGGUUGCUUGGUAUGUCUCCCUGAUUCCAUCCUUGGCUGAUAUGACGCUCUUCCCGGGAGCUUGUGACAUCUGGGCCAAUUCUGAGCAAUUUCUAACCAUGCUGACUGGGGACGAAGAGGAGCAUGCAGUCCUCCUUACCAACUUCUUUUUGCAUCUUGGCAAGACUGCAUUCCUCCUUGUGGGCAGUGGGAUCCCAGAAGGUCGAACCUGCUAUGUGGUUACCCUAGAAGAUGACGGAAACUGGGUGUUGUGGAACCCUUCGACAGCCAAGAGUUUUUCAGCCCAAGAGUCAUUUAGUCCCCUUAAUGCUGUGUAUCUUCUAGUCAAUGAAGAAAAUAUUUGGGCCAACGUGCAAAAAUAUGACGAUCCUCCCCGAGUGAAUUUCGACGUGAAAAGUUCUGGUUGGCGGCCAUUUUUCUCUCGGUCUGUGCCAAACCCUGGUCUGCCUAGUGUUCAGCCUCCACUGAUUAACUUCCAGUCAGUGGACUCCUCUCAAGUGGAACAGUUGAAAGAACACCUGGAGGUUGUUCUCAGGGAUGCCAUCAUGAAAUGGAGAAGUGUUCAAAGAACGUCUUGGAACAGACAUGCUAUCAAAGCGUUGCGCAAAUUGAUAUCCAGUUUAGAUGAUGCUCGAGCUGCUGGAAAGUCAGCCACACCUGACAUCUCACAGUUAGCGUCAAUAAUGACAUCUCAUAAGGUGUGUGGUGUGUGUAUACACCAGGGAUAUAGCAACAUGGCAAAUGUGGUAGAAGCUGUGCACAGCACUGGAGUUCAUCUGACGCAAGCGCCCAGCGUCGAGUUUGCCUUGGCUGUCUAUGUGAAAUCAUAUCCAGCCUAUGUGAUCUCCGUUUGGGUUUACGUUGCUUCCCUUGUGAAGAGAUUAUAGUUCUCGCCUUUUAUUUCUUUCGUAAAAAUAAACUUGCAUUUAUGUU